GGUAUAAUGAUAGUGAUCACGGCCAUCGGCAACAUGCUAGUUUGCCUGUCCGUCUGCCUGGUACGCAAGCUUCGUCGAGCUCCUAACUUCCUCCUGGUGUCCUUAGCCGUAUCCGAUCUGUGUGUGGCACUUCUUGUCAUGCCGUUAGCCCUGCACUACGAGCUUGCUGGUGACUGGAGAUUAGGAGCAACCAUCUGUGACAUGUGGGUGGCCUUCGAUAUCACAUGUUGCACAGCAUCCAUUCUCAAUUUAUGUAUGAUCUCUGUGGACCGCUAUUUAGCCAUCACGAAACCUUUAACUUACGGAGUCAGGCGACGAUCCAGACGAACUUACGUAAGCAUUGGACUUACAUGGGUAAUGUCAGCUCUUGUUAGUGUUCCUCCUUUACUUAUUCUUGGCAAUGAGCAUGGCACGGACAGCAAUCCCACUUGCGAUGUGAGUCAAAACUUUGGCUAUCAACUGUAUGCAACUUUGAGUUCUUUCUAUAUCCCUAUGUUAGUAAUGGUAAUGAUGUAUUGCAAGAUAUAUCUUGCAGCCAAAAGAGUCGUUGAAUCAGAUAAAAAAGGUCGCUUGGCGGCACAAAGAUGUAUUCCCAGUGCUUCAGAAAGCAAUCCCGGACCUUAUUCAGCUAUUUGGGAAUCAAAGAGCGAAAGAUUGAAUACAUUUGUACAACUCAAAGCAUCUGAGGUGAACAAUCAUAGAAGGCAUUCUUCUAUGGAUGCAAGUGAUGCAAACGCGACAAAAAUGUGUACUCUGGAAGCCUACAGAGUAGGUGAUCGCGCGGUAACGACGGUAUGCAGACCCAAAAUUUCCGCAAUCGUAAAAGAUAGAAAAGCAUCCAUCACUUUGGGCAUCAUAAUGACAGCGUUUGUUGUCUGUUGGCUUCCGUUCUUCGUAGUGGCAUUACUACGGUCUCUGUUCACAAAUCUGUGGGUGCCACAUGGAGUGCGAAGUUGUGUUUUAUGGCUAGGGUACGCGAACUCGAUGCUCAAUCCGAUAAUUUAUGUUACUUUUCAUCAAGAUUUCCGAAGAUCAUUCAAAGAGAUGCUUUGCUUCAGGUGCCAUCUGGUAAACGAAACUUUCCGAGAAGAAGCAUACCGGGACCAGUACGGGGACACCCCUAUGUAUUCUGGACCAGCCCUAAACAAGUGGCAGUCAAAUAGCGGCAAAUCGUACACAGCUUCCGAACCCCGUCCCUCUAUAUGUGGUACAACCCGUCGCCUUGAUUGUUGUGGUGUUAACAAUAAGCACAUGCAGAGCACAUUCAUGUAAAAAUUCACGAAAAACUGUACAUGUUAAUCUUCAACAAAUAUCAUAUGUAUGAAAGUAAGGAGAGAUUUCGAGGUUAUUUAAGUCACAAAAUGAAACUUUUCAUGUCGUAAAAUGCUGUAAUUUAUAAUGUGGAAUAUUUCAUACUGUCGAACCAAUUCUCGAUAAGAUGAAGUAUAAACGUAUGUUUUGAAGAUAUUUUUAAAUUAAUUGUACUUUUUAUAAGAAAAUAAACUUAUACACCUUUUCCCCCCUAAGAUAGAAGCAUUUUUUAAUAGAUUAGUACACAUUUCUGCUGUAAUAACUCAUCAACCAAAAACAUAUUUUCAC
Messenger RNA from Stegodyphus dumicola, 1599 nucleotides. RefSeq names its product 5-hydroxytryptamine receptor 1-like. Gene Ontology annotation, biological process: adenylate cyclase-activating adrenergic receptor signaling pathway; positive regulation of MAPK cascade. Gene Ontology annotation, cellular component: plasma membrane. Gene Ontology annotation, molecular function: G protein-coupled receptor activity. Lineage: Eukaryota; Metazoa; Arthropoda; Arachnida; Araneae; Eresidae. The record is from RefSeq and is a predicted model, not a curated record.